AUGAUGCAUCACGGCUGUUAUGUGACUCCCUUUUCAUGGAUACAAGGGGACGGAGAUCUCUCUUGCUAUCAGUCACAAAUAAAAAUAUGAAAGACUUCCUCGUUCAAUCAGAGCCAGGAAGUUUUCUCUUUGGUGAUAACCUGACAGACCAAAUUAAGACUGCUAAGUCAGUGCAAAAGUCGGGAGAAGAUUUGAAAAUACCUCAAGUGAAGAAAUUAACCUCUCGACCAACCACAUCAGGACCAAAAUUCAGCGGUGCACAAAAUAAAUCUUUAAACUGGCGGGGCCCUCCUCGAGGCAAGGCGAAGAAGAGGGGGGGGGGCAUCACCGAGGACAACAGGCACCACGACAGGCAGACAGGAGGCCGCCCGAGAAGAAGGAUCCACGCAGGAAGUGAAUCAGCAGCCUUCUGAAUAUCUACUCUCUUUGAACAAUUGCAGAAUGAGUCAUCCUCUACACCAGAAAAUGAAACUGAUGGCAGGAUUAUUAUCAGGAAAACAUUCUUAAAAUUGGGAAUCAACAAUGAAGCAGUUGAAAUUAUGAUAAAUUCAAUAUCCAAGAGUACACUAGAUCAAUACUCUCCUGCUAUCACAACAUGGGCAAAGUACUGUAAAUUACAUAAAA
Messenger RNA from Melitaea cinxia (Glanville fritillary), 624 nucleotides. RefSeq lists its product as uncharacterized. The transcript has 2 exons. The record is from RefSeq and is a predicted model, not a curated record. NCBI's taxonomy places the organism in Eukaryota, Metazoa, Arthropoda, Insecta, Lepidoptera, Nymphalidae. Bases 36 to 413 code for a protein of 125 amino acids.